CGCAUUGUCCCGCCUGUCCCGGGACGGCCGCUCCCGCCCCGGCUGGGACAGUGCCGGCAGCUUCCUUCAACCAUGCUGCCCGCGGCUGGGAGCCCUGCCGUGAGCCCGGGCAGCCGGCAGCGCGCUGACUCCUGGUGAAGAGCUACGGGGGUUUACCGUUUAACGUGUGUGGCACGGCUGCAGCGGGCUAGCGGGGCCCGCAGGACCUCCUGAGCACGCUGCCACUUAGAUUCAAGAGCACUUUAGCAUCUCAUCAGGGUGCUUGCCUCUUUCUUCAAUUGGCUCCAACAAGCAUCAUGAAGUUUCUAAGUAGUUUUACCACACCUUUUGAUGCCUCCGAAGAAGAAGUGUACCCACAAGGCCAGGAAGGCAGAGCUGAUUUUCCUUGAGAAGCCAUGGGCAGGACCCAUCCAUUGUUAUGAAGCUCCACCGCAUUUGGCUGAGAAUCCCAGACGUGUGCCUACAAAACCUGUGGACCUGAAUACCUCUUCUGCCUGGGUGUGCCCACAAUUUGACACAAGUAAGCCAGUGGUGUUGAAAGCACGCCAGAAGAAGCAUCAUGGUCCUCAGAAGCCCUAUAAUCAGGAUGCCAACCACAGCUCAUUUCAUGCAGGAGGAGCUUGUCAAGGAGCUGUAGCCUGCAGAUUUCCUCCUUUAACUUUUGAGAAUUCAGAAGGACAUGCAGUCCCUCCGUUGGAUGAUCCAAAUUGCUUGAGAAAGAAUGCACAGUGCUCUCCCAACCACCCUAAGAAAGGGACAGCAGCAAACGCCAACAUCCAGGUGAAGGGUCCAGAGAACUAUGGAGAGCCUGCUUCCCAGCCUGUGGAGCAAGAAGUCCCUAGUCCAUCAGAUGCAGAGGCUGCAAAGGUUCCUUCCCCAAGGAAUGGGAGAUGCAGCAACACCCUAUCACAAAGUAGUCAUGCCUGGCAUCCAGAAGAAGAGUUGCCAUUAGGCAUUGAUCCCUGUGGGAGAGGGGGGGAGGCAGCAGUACUGGUUGCAGAUACUCCCGAGCACGAGUACGGAGUAAAAGUCACCUGGAGGCGGCGGCCGCACAUAAUGAGGUACCUGCGGGAGCAAGGGAAGCUGAGCGCUGCGGACAUCCUGGUGAAGGCAAACAUCGAGCUCUCGAGGAGGCAGGCCCACACCUGACCUGGCGGGAGCAGCCACUC
Motacilla alba alba is the source of this 1169-nucleotide messenger RNA. It is a transcript of the gene RHNO1, whose product is annotated as RAD9-HUS1-RAD1 interacting nuclear orphan 1. Gene Ontology annotation, cellular component: nucleus; chromosome. Lineage: Eukaryota; Metazoa; Chordata; Aves; Passeriformes; Motacillidae. The transcript is spliced from 3 exons. The record is from RefSeq and is a predicted model, not a curated record. Gene Ontology annotation, biological process: DNA damage checkpoint signaling; cellular response to ionizing radiation; recombinational repair. The coding region runs from base 331 to 1149 and encodes 272 amino acids.